Messenger RNA from Tachyglossus aculeatus (Australian echidna), 1189 nucleotides. RefSeq names its product ribonuclease H2 subunit A (gene RNASEH2A). The coding region runs from base 97 to 1008 and encodes 303 amino acids. The transcript has 8 exons. Gene Ontology annotation, molecular function: RNA-DNA hybrid ribonuclease activity; RNA binding. The record is from RefSeq and is a predicted model, not a curated record. Gene Ontology annotation, biological process: mismatch repair; DNA replication, removal of RNA primer. Gene Ontology annotation, cellular component: ribonuclease H2 complex. Lineage: Eukaryota; Metazoa; Chordata; Mammalia; Monotremata; Tachyglossidae.
ACGCGUAACUGCAGCGCAACGGGCGCGGUGGAAUUUCGGUUUCGGUGUCGAUCUUGACCCUCUCCGGGAGUGUACCCAGUACAGGGCGGCUGGACCAUGGACCUCGGGGAUUUCCAGCGGGACAACACGGGCAGCCGCCGUUUGAGCUCGCCCAUCCCGGAGCUCUGCCGGACCGAGGAGUGCUGCCUGGGCAUCGAUGAGGCCGGCCGGGGGCCCGUGCUGGGCCCUAUGGUGUAUGGCAUCUGCUUCUGCCCCCUGUCCCGUCAGGGGGAUCUCACGGCACUGAAGGUAGCAGACUCGAAAACCCUGACGGAAUCAGAGCGUGAGCGGCUCUUUGGGAAGCUGGAUGCAGCCCGAGAGUUUGUCGGCUGGGCCCUGGAAGUGCUAUCCCCCAAUCUCAUCUCCACCAGCAUGCAGCGACGGGCCAAGUAUAACCUGAAUGCCCUAUCCCAUGACACUGCCAUGGCACUGGUUCAGCAUGCCCUGGACAUGGGGGUGCGAGUCACCCAGGUGUUUGUGGACACAGUGGGCCCAGCUGAGAAGUACCAAGAGAAGCUGAAGCAGCGAUUUCCAGAGCUGGAAGUGACUGUGAAACCCAAAGCUGAUGCCCUCUUCCCUGUGGUCAGCGCCGCCAGUAUCUGUGCAAAGGUGGCCCGUGACCUGGUGGUGAAGAACUGGCGGUUCCUGGAGGAUUUAGGGGAUGGAAACAUGGACUAUGGCUCUGGCUACCCCAAUGAUCCCAAGACCAAGGAGUGGCUGUCCCGGAACCUGGACCCCGUCUUUGGCUUCCCACAGUUUGUGCGAUUCAGCUGGAGCACGGCCCAAACCAUCCUAGACCGCGAGGCAGUGCCUGUGCGCUGGGAGGAUGCAGAGGAGGAGGAGGGGGCUUCGUCAAGAAAGGGCACCCACUCCCUGCUCGCCUUCUUUGCUCGCAGAGAUGGUCCUGCCCAGCGCCAGCCUCACCGUUUCUUCCAUGAACGUAGACUGGAGAUCAUCACUAACCUAUAGGGGCUGAGUUUCUCCCCUCUGGAAGUGGGAGAGAGAGGAGCCCUUUCCCAACCUUCCAAUCUCGUGGGUUCAUUGUGUAACAAAGUGGGGAGAAGAAAUACAAAAAUAAUCCAGCUGGCCCCUGCAUAUGUGAGUGCAGAGGGUGUGGAUUUCCACUGUCCUGCUGGGCAGCUGGCUUUGA